UGGAGGGCCUGCAACGGCUAAUGCUAACGCCGGAGACCAGGAGCUGUUUCAAUGGAUUUCAAUGGAAGAGAAGCUUCGCUACCCUGAAUAAACAGCUUUUCAAUCUGGCAACCCGCAGCCUCCAGUUCCCUUUCGGUGUGAGCAGAGGUAACUUGGUACAAUGAAGGGACGAUGACUGCCUGCAUCAGAGUAAUAUGGAUGAAAUUGACGCCUUUGACAGCCCCUAUUCAUGAUGGUUCUGUACUUAUGAUGUCUGUCUUUUCCAAAAUACUUUGAUCUCACACAUUUCUUCCCACCUGUACGAGAUUAAGUGUUGUAUCUGUAUCAGUUUUCUAGCUCCGUGCUAUGGUUUCAGCCACAUCAACUGUCUUUAAUCGACCUGACCGAUAUAACAUAUAAUAUGGCCAUUACUCAGUUUCGCCUUUUCAAAAUAUGCACCUGCUUGGCAUCUAUCCUUUCAUUCUUCAAGAGACUGAUUUGCAGGACUGGGAGGACACGCAAGCUGAGCGGGGAUCAGAUCACCCUUCCUACUACAGUAGAUUACUCAUCUGGACCAAAACAGCCUGAGAUUGAGGAGUGGAGCUCAUGGGAUGAAGAAGGCCCUACAAGUAUCAAAAUUGAAGGAGGUAACGGGACGGUUCCUCCUCCUCAGAUGGAAGGCGAAGAUGAAGAGCCAGACUAUUUUAAAGACAUGGCACCCACCAUCAGAAAAACACAAAAAAUUCUGUUGAAGAAAAGGGAACCUCUGAAUUUUUCCAUGCCAGACAGUUCCUCUGGUUUCUCCAGCAGAUUAGCGGCCACUCAGGAUAUGUCCUUCAUACAACCAUCUGCGGAGCUGGGAGAUCUUGACACCUGGCAGGAAGACGCAAAUGCUUGGGAGGGUGAGGAAGAUGCAGCCUGGGAGGCAGAGGAAGUGCUGAGGCAGCAAAAGCUGGUGGAAAGAGAGAGACGUUCUAUGGAGCAGCAGCGGAAGAAAAUGGAGAAAGACGCACAAAGAAUGAUGAAGAAAGAGCAAAAGAUCGCUGUCAAACUAUCAUAACAUUUAUACAACACCAGACACUCUAAACAACAGCCAAACAACUCACCAUAUUGAGUUUGACCUUGUUUUGUCCUGGCCACCACACCGCUGUCUUCUCUGGGAUAUUUCUGGAGUCCUUCAGUUGUCUUGAAGAAUUCAGUUUAUUUCUUGGGCUUUUUGUAUAUUGGACAGAGCACAGCACAGAGAACCUCUCAUUUCGUUUCUCAGUUAAUUGUGGAUAUUCUUUCAGUGCACGUAUUGAAAGAAAAACUGGAUGGGUUUUUGUGUCAGUAUUUAUGAAACUUGGAUUUUUUUUUUGGCAGAAUCAUUUUAAAUUCGUUAUUCAGAAUAUUUUGCCUUUUUGUUUUCCCAGGUUUUUUAUUUUCUUCAUCAUUGUAGUCUUGUAACUGACUGUGCUUAAAACACUGGACAGCUUUAUCCAACCCUGAGUUUCUGCUCUUGACACGCUAUUUAGCAGUAGCUUGUCAGCUUGUUGGUUUUCCUCCAAUAAUUGUGGUCUUAAUCACAAGUAAUUGUAAGAGACCUUAUAUUGAUUUUUUUUAACGGGGAACAUUUAUUUUAAACCUGAACUUUGAUCUAGGUAUAUGGGAAACAAAAAGGUUGGUUUGGAAAUGGUGAGCUGGGAUAUGUACUGAGGUUUUUAUAAGAAGUUGGUUGGUUGUCAUGGAAACUCUAGAAUAUUAAAAUAUUCACAUUGGUAACCAAGGCAUCUAUUAUCUUUGGUAGGACUCGGUGUGUUGCUAAAGGUGUUGAAAAGUUCACCACAUUGGUCACAGGCCUAACCAUUUAGAUUUGAUUUGUGACAGGGAUCAUUUUGUUCUGUUAAACAAAACUGCAUUAUUUAUAUAAAACAUUUGAAUUGUUAUAAAUGCUCUUUGUAUGCUAUUAUAAUGCAUAUGAAUGCUAUUUAGAUUCCCUGCCAAGGGAACAGUUCUGUGUCUUUAAUAAGAAAUGGGAAAUUGUUGAGAUCACGUCUAUUGAUAUAGUGAGAGACCUAUCCUUUUAAAAUGAAGAUGGUGCUGAUAUUAACUUUUGCAUGCUAUGAUUAAGAAGAGAUAUGAAAUGACAAGAGAGGCAAGAGCAGAUCAUUAUGAAACGCAGAAUAAAAUCACAUUUUUUGUUAUUA
Triplophysa dalaica is the source of this 2165-nucleotide messenger RNA. It is a transcript of the gene ebag9, whose product is annotated as estrogen receptor binding site associated antigen 9. The transcript is spliced from 8 exons. Bases 401 to 1039 code for a protein of 212 amino acids. The record is from RefSeq and is a predicted model, not a curated record. NCBI's taxonomy places the organism in Eukaryota, Metazoa, Chordata, Actinopteri, Cypriniformes, Nemacheilidae. Gene Ontology annotation, cellular component: secretory granule.